GCGCAGAACAGCGGAAGUUCCUAGGCAAAAGGCCUCAGUCUCUCGACCAGUAGUGGGGAUAAAGACUUCAAAAUGCUGAUCAAAGUAAAGACUCUUACGGGAAAGGAGAUUGAGAUAGAUAUUGAGCCAACAGACAAGGUGGAGCGUAUCAAGGAGAGAGUGGAAGAAAAGGAGGGUAUUCCUCCCCAGCAGCAGCGCCUGAUCUUUAGUGGCAAGCAGAUGAAUGAUGAAAAGACAGCCCAAGACUACAAAGUGAUAGGGGGUUCUGUUCUCCACCUGGUACUUGCAUUACGUGGUGGACGAUUAUAGUUUUUCAGGCUGCAGACUGUAAAGGACUUGAAACUUAUUUAUGCUGUUCAGCCACCAGAAUACCCUUUUUGACGGCUGCGUUCACAAUCCUUUUGAGAUAUUGCUAGAAAGAAUUCAUUAGCCACUAUUGUGUCACCCAGGCUACUGCAGGCUGAUUUUGUUUUUGAUGCAAUGUCCAUCAUUUGCUAUCUGAAAUGUCAGGCAUUUCCAAAAUAAAAUUAACAUACACAGCUUUUAUUCAGGAGCCUGUAUUAUGUAAAAUUAUGUAUUGCUUAUGAGCCAGGUAGGAAUAGGUUUUGGAAAUAUGCAUUUCCAGAAAAUGAUAACUUACACAGCUUUUAUUCAGGAGCCUGCAUUAUGUAAAAUUCUUCAUUGCUUAUGAGCCAGGUAGGAAGUUUUUGGAAAUAUACAUCUUGCCUUUGGAAAAAAAAAUGAGACUAGUCGCAUCUGGUGUUAGUAAUAAUUGAGUAGGAGUCAAAUGUUGUACAGUUUUGUUUUUUGACAAUUUAAAUGUGUACUUGUGAGUUUGGUGCAUUGUCCAGAUCUUUGCUUUCAUUGCGAUUUGUUGGUAUGACUACGACAUUAAAACUUGAAACACUGGUUUA
Molecule: messenger RNA, 914 nt
Organism: Pomacea canaliculata
Lineage: Eukaryota; Metazoa; Mollusca; Gastropoda; Architaenioglossa; Ampullariidae
Product: NEDD8
Exons: 5
Coding region: 73-309 (78 amino acids)
Biological process (GO): regulation of proteolysis; protein neddylation; modification-dependent protein catabolic process
Cellular component (GO): cytoplasm; nucleus
Molecular function (GO): protein tag activity; ubiquitin protein ligase binding
Source: RefSeq, a predicted model, not a curated record